This is a messenger RNA of Prunus dulcis (almond), 2082 nucleotides long. RefSeq names its product type I inositol polyphosphate 5-phosphatase 5. Gene Ontology annotation, molecular function: phosphatidylinositol-3,4,5-trisphosphate 5-phosphatase activity; inositol-polyphosphate 5-phosphatase activity; phosphatidylinositol-4,5-bisphosphate 5-phosphatase activity. The coding region runs from base 153 to 1880 and encodes 575 amino acids. Gene Ontology annotation, biological process: phosphatidylinositol dephosphorylation. The record is from RefSeq and is a predicted model, not a curated record. The transcript is spliced from 10 exons. Lineage: Eukaryota; Viridiplantae; Streptophyta; Magnoliopsida; Rosales; Rosaceae.
CACAUCAAAACCCAGAAAAGAAAAAAAAAUUCAGCAAUUUAAUUUCAGAGAUUAUUAAAAAAACACACUCACUCAAAGUGUGUGACACAAUUAAUUGAUAUAUAUAUAUCAUAUAUAUAUAUAUAUAUAAGAAUAUAUAUAUCAAUGAAUGAAUGUCUUCCUCUUGUGGAGAUGCCAACGUCGAAAUGACCAAAGACGACACCGACAUCACACAUGAUAACUCUGCCAAGAAUGACAAGAAAAAGAAGUCUAUCAUUCCUAGGCUUUUUGGUGUAAAGAGAACAGGACGCGAAGGCUCAGACGAAGACAUAUUCAAAUCAGAUGGGGAUGGCAUUGAUUAUCAUCUAGAUUUGGAGAAAAAGAUUGCUGCUAGGAGACAAGCUUUCAUGGAGGCAACUCCUAUCAUGAGAAAGAAUUUUUCAGAUAGGCAGGCUAGUCCGGGGAUUCAAAGCCUAAACCUAUCAAACUUCGAACACUCUAUGGCGCCAGCAACUGAGACUAAAGAAUUCCGGAUAUUUGUGGCGACAUGGAAUGUUGGAGGAAAGUCACCUAACAAUGGCCUCAACCUCCAAGAUUUCUUGCAGGUGGAGGGCUCUUCGGACGUCUAUGUGUUAGGGUUUCAGGAAAUUGUUCCUCUAAGUGCUGGAAAUGUUCUAGUGAUUGAGGACAAUGAACCAGCAGCAAAAUGGCUAGCCCUCAUAAACCAGGCACUCAAUAAACCCCAAAACGCAUGCUCCAAUGUGCAUUCUUCUUCAGAUUCAUCAAACCAGGGUUCCAACAACACCACCACCAAAGAAUCCAAGUCCCCAGGCAGUCUCAACAUCUUCCAAAAGCCUUCUCUAAAAGCUCUCAGAAAAAGCUUCAAAGCAAACAGUAGCCUUCUCAAGUCUUGCAACUGCCCUGUGGAGUAUCCAUACCAAGAAAGGCGGCGGAUAAGAAAGCUCAGUGAUACUACCAGUGAAUCAGACUCAGCAGCUUCUCCUCGAAGCAUUUAUGGCAGUGAUGGUAAUGUAGAUGAAUUUCUUGCAAUUGCUGGGAUUCAGUCCCCGUCUUCCUCUGGCGACAUGAAUUACCGCCUUGUAACAAGCAAGAAGAUGGUAGGGAUUUUCCUAUCGGUUUGGGUUCGAAAAGAGUUGGUUCAUCACAUUGGCCAUCUCAGAGUCUCCACUGUAGGAAGAGGAAUAAUGGGUUGCCUCGGAAAUAAGGGAUGCAUAUCAAUAAGCAUGACAUUGCACCAAACAAGCUUUUGCUUCGUGUGCUGUCACUUGGCUUCCGGGGAGAAGGAAGGUGAUGAGCUCAAGAGGAACGCAGAUGUGACUGAGAUCCUCAAAAGCACACAAUUCCCCAAGAUCUGCAAGAAUCCAAAUCGUCGUCCUUGCGAAAGAAUAACUGAUCAUGAUCGGAUGCUAUGGCUUGGAGAUUUGAAUUAUCGGAUGGCUUUGAGCUAUGAGGAAACAAGGGUUUUGUUGGAGGAUAAUGACUGGGACACCCUUCUAGAGAAGGAUCAGUUGAAUAUAGAGAGAGAGGCUGGGCGAGUAUUCAGUGGGUUCAAAGAGGGGCAAAUCUUCUUUGCCCCCACUUACAAGUAUUCUCAUAAUUCAGACUCUUACGCCGGAGAAACUGCCAAGUCCAAGAAGAAACGACGAACUCCUGCAUGGUGUGAUAGGAUACUAUGGCGCGGUGAGGGCUUUGAACAAUUAUCUUAUAUUCGAGGGGAGUCCAGAUUCUCAGACCACAGGCCUGUUUGUGCUGUGUUCUCAGUGGAAGUUGAUGUUCUUAGAAGCAAAAACAACAGAUUCAGAAAGGGCUAUUCUUGUGCCGCUCCAAGGCUUGAAUAUGAUGAAUGCAUGCCUCAGAGACAUAGCUUCUAUGAGUUUUAGUAGAAACAUAUCCAUCAGAAUAUUGUAUAGGGACUUUAGGAUUAAUUACUUGCCUCCCUCUUCAACUCUCCUUUUGUUCUUCUUUUUUUAAUUAUGAUUAGUGAAAACAAGAUAGAACAAGAUCACCUCUCUCACAUAAGCGGAUCUCACUUAUGUAAGUGAGUGUGGUAAACCUCUCCAAAUGAACAACUAGUUAGGGAAC